UGAGCGAUUCAAUUCCUGCUGGCUACAGCUUUGAAUAUUCAUAUGACGCAUCUGUCCUCUCUCUCGCUCGCUCGCUCUUUACUGUUUUUAAACUGUCGAUUUAUCUAAAAUCGUGAGGUUAUUUGGCACGAGACCCUGUGAUCUGUCGACCACCCUGUUCUGCUGCAGUGAGCAGAUGCUAAGCAUGCUGGGACGUGACUGAAGCAUGAUGGAUCCUGAGGAAGCCGAGCUUCUGAAUGACUACCGUUAUCGUAGUUACGCAGCUGUAAUUGAGAAGGCGCUGCGGAACUUUGAAUCAUCUAGUGAAUGGGCCGAUCUCAUCUCCUCACUAGGAAAACUCAACAAGGCUCUCCAGAGUAAUCUAAAGUACUCGCUGUUACCGCGGCGGCUGAUCAUCGGGAAGCGUCUGGCUCAGUGUUUGCAUCCUGCCCUGCCCAGCGGUGUCCAUCUCAAAGCACUUGAGACCUAUGAGGUCAUUUUCAAAAUCAUCGGCACAAAAUGGCUAGCCAAGGAUCUCUUCAUAUACAGCUCAGGGCUGUUUCCAUUGUUGGGUCAUGCAGCGAUGUCGCUGAAGCCGGUUCUGCUGACGCUGUACGAGCGGUACUUCCUGCCUCUCCAGAGGGCGCUUUUACCCAGCCUGCAGGCCUUUAUUAUGGGCCUACUGCCAGGACUGGAGGAGGGCGCGGAGGUCUAUGAGAGGACGGAUGCGUUGCUUGUGAAGUUGUCAGUGUUGGUGGGUCAGUCUGUGUUUUAUGGGGCGCUGUGGGGUUCAGUCCUUAUAUGUCCUCUGGUACGGCUCCCAGCCUCCCUCUUCAUUGUGGCACACUUUGACCUCUCAAUCGCCGCUCGAGAACAGAAGUAUAUGCUUGGGACAGACCACAGACUAGUGGUGAAAGCUGUUUGUCUUGCCUUACAAGACUCUAACGUUCUGGUCCAGAGAAACAUGCUGGAAAUCCUUCUCUACUUCUUCCCUUUCACAUCCUGCCAGGAUCCUGAGGAAUGUGCCUUUCCACUAAAGCAAGAUGAGGUGAUCAGUGUGGUGUCUGCUGCCUCACUCACUCUGCUCAGGAGAGACAUGUCUCUGAAUCGACGCCUCUACGCAUGGAUGCUCGGCUUAGACAUCAAAGGAGGAAUGGUGGCUGCAGACUCCAGUCGCUUUAACACUGUGGAGGAAUACACUGCAUUCUACUUCAGUACACACUCCAGAGAAUUACUGGUGCAGGCUGUGGUGAAUAUUCUGAAGCAGAAAGACAUAGAGGCCAACCCAGACAAUCUAAUAGAGUAUCUUAGACCGUUUCGCAUCAUCCUUAGUCUGCUGGACAAAUCUGAAAUAGGGCCAUUGGUGUUGUCUGAUGUGUUGCUGGAGGUGGUCAGAGCUUUUUACAGCUACUGUAAAGUGAUGCUGGGAGAGGACAGUCUCAACUCCAGCCUCAGUGGCAGCCAACUCAACAGUAAAAUCAAGGAGAAUAAAAAUUCCUCAGAGAUCAUAAAGACCGUCAAUAUGCUUGUGAGUGCAAUGAGCAGCAAUUAUCUCUGGGACUAUAUGACAAGGCAUUUCCAAAUCUGUCUCAGCUCACUGAGUGAUCCAGCCGGGAAGCAUCCAUCUAAAGCCUGGAGUAGCCCUCCCUCAGUGACUGAACUCUCAACGCUCAUUAUCUUCCUGAUGGAUGUUAUUCCUUUGGAGCUUUAUGCAGAGAUUCAAACGCAAUGCCUGCCACAGAUUCUGGGCUGCAUGCUGCAGUCGCUGCGUUGUCACAUGACAUCCCUUCGCCUACAGGAGCUCACGCAGGCCUUGAGAGCAUGUUUUAAAGUGCUCAGUAAGAUCCAGAUGCCAGUGGCUUAUAUGGACAUGGAGGCUGAAUCACAGACGCAAGAUCUGGAGCAAACACGGAUUGUAAUGACAGGCAACAAUAAAGUCAAAGAAACUGACCAGGUGAAUGGUAACCAUGAUGACAGCUCCAGUGAGGUCGGUCUGAAUGGACAGGAGAGACAGGAGGCGGAGCCAGGUGUAGUUCCACAUUCUGCUUUGCGCUCUGAAGACAGUGGAUUAGGCCUGAGCGCAUCUCCAUCUGAACAGCACCUCCUGCCAGGCCGUAAUGGAUCAGAUACUGCUUCUGGUGUGAACCCUGAAGCAGAGGACGUGUGGAGAAGAGGAGGAACUAUAGAAAACAUGUCCAAAUGUGUGCAGGACAUACUGGCAUCUGUGAUCACAAGGCAUUUGUUAGAUGUCGGGGAUCCAGAGAAGAAGAAGAAACAGGAAGCAGCAAAUCAGCUAGAUCCUAAUGCUCCUCCAAGAGGCAGUAAACGGUCUCCAUUGAAACGGAAAGGCAGUCGAGACUUGGGUCUUAUCAAAGACAGACUUGCUGAGUUCUUUAACCCUAGUAAACUGAGGAUCCAUGCCCUUCAUGGGUCUUCUAGAGAUAAAAACCACAGACCAGCAGUGUUGGAGUGGAUGGGAAAUUUCCAGUCAAAGAGCAAAGGGGAGAUAUCAGAGUCAUGCCGCCAGGUGGUCACCGUGGUCUGUCAGCUUCUACUGGAAUGCACAACAUUUCCCGUCUAUUUUACUGAAGAAGAGAACCAAGACCUGCAGACAUCUAUGUUCAACAAGACAGGGAUUGAGGGAACCCUUCCUGACUGGCUGAGGUCCUUGAUGACUCUGUGUUGCCUGACGAAAGACUACCAGGUGCAACAUGUUGCCAUCUCUUCUUUGCUGGAGCUGAUCAAUCACUCUCAGUCUUUAGCCCUCGUCAUUCAGGAUAAAAAUCAACGUUAUAAGAACUCGGAUGUGAACCCACUCAGCGGACAGCUGCAAAUGGUCACCCUGCCUCCCAUCUACCCAGCUGUUCUCAAAACUCUGGAGGAUUCUACAGACUUUUACCUGCGUGUAUCUCAGGUUUUAUGGGCUCAGCUUGACACAGAGCGUAGAGAGCAUCACGUAUCCUGUGUGGAGCUGUUCUAUCGGCUUCACUGCUUGGCUCCAUCUGCAUCUAUCUGCGAGGACAUCAUCUGCUUGGGUUUACUCAGUGGGGACAAGGUUGUGUGUCUAGAGGCGCUCCACAGGUUCUCAGUUUUGUGGCACCUGACACGAGAGAUCCAGACCAAUCGCAGCACAUCUCUCAACCGCUCCUUUGACAGGUCUUUGUUUGUGGUACUAGAUAGUUUAAACAAUCAGGAUGGUAGUGUUAGUGCCGCAGCACAGAACUGGUUGGUGCGGGCUCUCUCCCUCAGUGAUGUGGUCCGUAUCUUGGAACCGGUGCUGCUCUUACUGUUGGACCCAAGAACACAGAGAUCACCAAUACAAAGCGUCAAACAGAAUCUCUCUGUUGGUAUGGAAACAAAACACACACAUACACACACACACACCAGAUCAGAACAUGCAGUGGUGCAACAUGUUGCCAUCUCUUCUUUGCUGGAGCUGAUCAAUCACUCUCAGUCUUUAGCCCUCGUCAUUCAGGAUAAAAAUCAACGUUAUAAGAACUCGGAUGUGAACCCACUCAGCGGACAGCUGCAAAUGGUCACCCUGCCUCCCAUCUACCCAGCUGUUCUCAAAACUCUGGAGGAUUCUACAGACUUUUACCUGCGUGUAUCUCAGGUUUUAUGGGCUCUGCUUGACACAGAGCGUAGAGAGCAUCACGUAUCCUGUGUGGAGCUGUUCUAUCGGCUUCACUGCUUGGCUCCAUCUGCAUCUAUCUGCGAGGACAUCAUCUGCUUGGGUUUACUCAGUGGGGACAAGGUUGUGUGUCUAGAGGCGCUCCACAGGUUCUCAGUUUUGUGGCACCUGACACGAGAGAUCCAGACCAAUCGCAGCACAUCUCUCAACCGCUCCUUUGACAGGUCUUUGUUUGUGGUACUAGAUAGUUUAAACAAUCAGGAUGGUAGUGUUAGUGCCGCAGCACAGAACUGGUUGGUGCGGGCUCUCUCCCUCAGUGAUGUGGUCCGUAUCUUGGAACCGGUGCUGCUCUUACUGUUGGACCCAAGAACACAGAGAUCACCAAUACAAAGCGUCAAACAGAAUCUCUCUGUUGGUAAUUUAAAGGCACUGACCUGGAGAGACAGAUCCAUCACAAAAAGUGCUGGAGACAACAUGACUCCCGGUUGCCAAACAGGAGAAAGCUUUGUCAGGCGCAUCACCAUAGUAGACCGUGAAGCAUUGUGGGCAGAGUUGGAACGAGAUCCAGAACUAACACCUCCAGACUCCCCAACAAUGUCUCGGAGUGAGAGCGAAGAGACUGAGGGAGAGGAUGAAGAAGUAGAGGAAGAAGAGGAAAGUGAACACACCGAAUCUGCAGACACCAGUGGCACUCAGAACUCCACUGAAAACUCCAGCUCAAGCGCCGUCCCUUACUUGCAGCAUCAUGACGAUGGUAGCGUUGAGGAGGAGGGUGUUACCAACGGCCUGCAGAGGGUGGAUUCAGAACGCACGCAGGUUUCGGAUUCGCUCUCAAGUGAUGAAGACGAUGGCCAGUUGGAGGCCAUAGCCAAGUUCCGGUUGCUCAAGCGACAACGGGAGAAACGUGAGGCAGUGGAUUCACUGUUCCGCCAUGUUUUGCUCUAUAAGCAGCAGUACGAGAGCAGCCGAAUUCUCUAUGCCUUCACUAUUUUAGAGACCAUCCUCCGGACAAGUGCAGGGCCAUUUGUGGAGGCUCUCUCCAGUACUUCUCUGGACUGCAGCUCCAUUGCCCAUCUCAACCUCAUCCAGAACCUUCUGCAGAGGCACCGUCAGGCUCAGGACGGUGGCAGCUUCUAUGGGCGAUUGCAAACCUCAACUCCACCAAGUGGAGCCACUCCUGACCCAUCCCAAACAGCAUUUUCUCCUCUCCAUUCACCAUCUUCUCCUUCUUCUCCACCAACUCUUCUGCUAGAGCUACUCACCUGCCUUUGCAUGCGUUAUCUCCGCUCUCACUAUCCCUCUUAUGCUAGCAUUCCCACUCGCCAACUCCAGGCCAAUCGGGAGGUCCAGGUGAAGAGCGUGGAGGUGCUGACAGAGUUGAUGAUCCAGUUGGUGUGGGUUGCCCAGCAAGCUCAAAUCGGAGAAGCAAAGGGAACUGCUAGCCUGGAGGCGGUGCACAACCUUCUUUGGGGCUAUAAGGUGCAACAGUAUGUCCUUCUGAUGCUUUCCGCUUCCAUGUAUGUCUGCCAAAGAGCUGAUCGGCCAGACCAGCAUACAUUGCCUGAAGAAGACCAGGGAGGAGACGUAGGUGAGAUCUCAGAAGAGAGCCUGAUCAAUUUUGGCCGGGAUGGAAUCUGGGCUGAGCACCCUCUUCAGAUUGCCCUACUGAAGCUUCUGAAGGUUCUUAUUGUAUUGGAGCACCAUGUGUGUCCACCACACACCAAAGCACAAGAUCACGAUCAAAGCAAUUCUAACCCACAGCAACGUGCAGAUCCUUCAGCCUUGGCUCGAGAGUGGCAAACAGCUGUGAUGUUCCAGCAGUCCAUCAAAGCAGUGCGUUAUGUACCCAGCCAGCCUAUCACCGCUCAGGGCAUGUUUGUGUCCGCAGCAGCCCGAGCUUUGCACCCUCAGUAUGGCUGUGCCAUGCACCCAGCCUGGGUGACUCUGCUAUGUGAAGUGUUGCCGUAUUUAGGACGAUCACUGGCCAUUAUUGUAUCACCCAUAAUUGCCCAGAUCUGCAGGAACCUGGACGAGCUUGUUAAACAGCAUGAGCAUGAUGGAAUCAAAGCUUCACACAAUGGUACCUUAAAGAGGGAGAACAUAGCACCUGACUAUCCUCUGACACUACUGGAAGGACUGACCACUAUCACACACUACUGUCUUCUAGACCACAGGAAAACAGCUGCAGCCUGUGACGUUCCAGACCUACGAAAUGCUAGCAAUGCCAUUCUGGAGGAGUUUCCACACAUGAUUAGCAGCAUGGCCUUACUCUGGGGAGUGGUCAAGGGCUGUGACUCCACCCAUGGCAGCAGAGCCUCACCCACCUCUGUGUAUUUUAAAGGCACAAAGAUCUUGAGGCAAAAGGUUCUGGAGUUCUUAAUGCCACUAACUCAGCAGUUUGGGGUGCAGGUCAUGACCUCUGUGGCCGCUGUAUGGAGUAGCAGGAAGAGUCGCAAAAGACGUUCCGGAAACAAGAUUUUACCAGAUGCUAGUGAUUCUCAAAUGACCUUGGUGGACCUAGUGAAGGCACUAAACACACUCCGUACAGACACCAUACUGCAGCUCAUUAGAGAGGUGGUGAAGAAACCCCAUCAGAUCAGAGGAGACCAGAAGACUACAUUAGUUGACAUUCCAGUGCUACAGUUCAGCUAUGUUUACAUUCAAAGUCUCACCGCUCAAGCUCUUCAGGAGAGCAUCAAUCCUCUCCUCUCUCUGCUCAGAGAAUCUGUCCAGCUUAACCUCACCCCUCCUGGACACUUCUUGCUCCUCGGUAUCCUUGAUGACUGUGUAAAUAGACUUCCCAAUAUCGACAACAAGAGGGAUACUAAAGAACUGCAGGAAGUGAGCCAGCGCAUACUAGAAGCGGUGGGAGCUGUGGCCGGCUCGUCUCUUGAGCAGACUAGCUGGCUGAGUCGUAACCUGGAAGUGAAAGCACAGCCUCAAGUCUGUCUUCAGGGAGAUGAAGAUGACCAUGAUGGCAAUGAGUUAGAGGAGUGUGCAGGUCAGGGCAGCGCUAUGGUGUCAUCUUCAGCACCAUCUGUAUUCAGCGUACAAGCUCUUGUUCUGCUGGCUGAGUGUGCAGGUCAGGGCAGCGCUAUGGUGUCAUCUUCAGCACCAUCUGUAUUCAGCGUACAAGCUCUUGUUCUGCUGGCUGAGGUCCUGGCUCCUCUUUUGGACAUGGUCUAUCGCAGUGAUGAGAAGGAGAAAGCCGUGCCUCUCAUUUCCCGACUCAUGUAUUAUGUUUUUCCCUAUCUAAAAAAUCAUAGUGCCUAUAACAUGCCUAGUUUCUGUGCGGGUGCUCAGUUGUUGAGCAAUCUGAGUGGAUAUGCCUACACUAAGCGAGCGUGGAAGAAAGAGGUGCUGGAACUAUUCAUGGACCCAAUGUUUUUCACAAUGGAGUCCUCGUGUUCCUGCCAUUGGAGAUCCAUCAUAGACCAUCUUCUGACUCAUGAGAAGACAAUGUUCAAAGACUUGAUGAGCAUGCAGAGCAACUCUUUGAAGCUCUUCAAUAGCGCUGAGCAGAAGCCUAUGUUACUAAAAAGACAGGCUUUUGCCAUGUUUAGCGGAGAGAAUGACCAGUACCACUUCUAUUUGCCUCUCAUACAAGAGCGUCUAACAGAGAACCUGCGUGUGGGACAGACCCCAUCAGUGUCAGCUCAGAUGUUCCUCAUGUUUCGUGUUCUCCUGUUAAGGAUCUCACCGCAACAUCUCACCUCUCUCUGGCCAAUCAUGGUCACUGAACUGAUGCGCAUUUUUAACCGCCUUGAGAAGACAUUGCUGGAUGAUAAAGAAGUUUCAAAGAGUAAAUUGCGGGGUGGCCAUGACAAGAAUGGUCUGCUCUUCCCUCAGGCAGAGCUGGACAUGUACCUGUCAGCCUGCAAGUUCCUGGACACCGCUGUGUCCUUCCCACCUGAGCACAUGCCUCUGUUUCAAAUGUAUCGCUGGGCUUUCAUUCCUGAAGUAGAUGUUGACCAUUAUGAUGGACCAGGAAACACUCUGCUAGAAGGGGAACAAGAGUGUAAACCUCAUAUUGUUAGGAUACUGGAUGGAAUAAACCGACGCUAUGGGCAGCUGAAUGGAACAGCGGGAGAGUCAAACACGGAUCGAGUGAAGUUUCCUCUGCUCACACUACGUUCCCUCUGUUCUGUUGUGGAUCUCGUGCCGUUCUUCAGCACCCUCUGCUGCUCUUUUAAUGGCUCCUCUGUGCACCUCCCACAUUAUGUCGCUGACUACCCGCCGUCCAGCAGUGAUCAGGUCAUGAAACGCCUAGAGCACAUCAUUGAAGGAGAGUUCCUCGAUGGAAUGGACAAUUAGAUGAUAGAUCUCAUUCCAAAUCCUAAAAUGUUUUACCUAAAUUCUGUUUGCUUUUUUAUUUAAUGUAAUCUACAUGCUGUGAAUGUAUAUCAUCUUUGUAUUUUAAUUUGACUUAAGGUGGGUGUUCUGUUCAUUCUGUGCAUAUUCCAUUACUGUUUGUUAUUGAAUGAGCCAAAUGAAUGUUUAUUUGGCCAUAUUUCAUCGGCCAUAAUGGUCAAAACAAACAGAUAAUGCAUUUAUUGUUUGAACCAUGGAAUUUUUUACUUGUAUGUAGGGUUGCCAGUCAUUACUUGACUUGAAAUCCCUUUGCAGUAUUUCCUUUCUAUGUACUUUCUGAUCUGCUUUUUCCUGUAUAGCUCAUCUGUCUGUUGGGAAAUAUUGACAAUGUUGACAAGACUUUCUGUUGCAUUAUUUUAUUCUGCUAUAUUUCUCCAGUCACUUUAAAUUAAAGAUAAUAUGUCUUUAUUCUUGUUAUGUGGAUAUUGAAUGUCUUCUUUUCUGUGUAGAGUCAAUACUCUGUUAAUAUUUACAGUAAAGGAAUUGUAAUGCAUCUUUUUAUUUCUGUAACCAAGGGAAUGUUUUUUAUUCAUGUUUGUGUUCUUCAUCCUUUGUAGGACCUCAAAGACAUUUUUAUGCUGUUGCUUUCAUUUUAGAGUGCAUUUGACUUGCCAGUUAUAGUCUAAAAUGUUAUUGCUAGUGACCUUGGCCUUUGAUUGAAGUGCCUAAA
Molecule: messenger RNA, 8651 nt
Organism: Sinocyclocheilus grahami
Lineage: Eukaryota; Metazoa; Chordata; Actinopteri; Cypriniformes; Cyprinidae
Product: protein dopey-2-like
Exons: 44
Coding region: 206-7924 (2572 amino acids)
Biological process (GO): Golgi to endosome transport
Cellular component (GO): endosome; trans-Golgi network
Source: RefSeq, a predicted model, not a curated record